UUAUAAUGCACCAGCAGUGAAUUACACGCCUCCGGCAGCCAGAGUCUGUAUCUCCUCGCAUUUACAGAAGCCUCAUUGUGUUCGUUCGGAUGAAUGGCAGGAUCGUUCUCAUUUACUCUUUCUUACUUUCACUUUUUUCGUUACACUCGAUAUAUCGAGACACCGUGUACACGCUGCCAAGAAGUUACAUAGUAUAUACAUUAACUGUAUGCAAUAUUGCCCUCUCCUCCGCCCCAAAGCAAAUACAUCAAACCCUCUCACACAGUAUUUUCACAUAGACAAUAUACAUAUAUACAAAUCUACUCAGACAGUAUUUCCGUAUAAAUAGUAUAUUGACUGGAUGCAAUAUUGCCCUACUCCUCGCCAAAGCAAAUACAUCAAACCCUCUCAGACAGUAUUUUCACAUAGACAGUAUACAUGUAUACAUUACCAGUAUUCAAUAUAAACAAAUUUUGAUUUUGCGCCACCUCCGAACAGGUUGCAUUGUAUUUACUAAGCUGUGUUUAAUAAUUUAACCAAAUUCAUCAAAAUCUGUUAAGUACCAAUGCAAUUUAAAUAGAAAUUAUUUCAUACUUUUCACUGCAUGUUGUCAUACUUCCAAGCAAUUAUAUCUAGACCUGUUGAGUACUCAUAUAAAUCAACUAGAAAUUAUUUCAUCCGUUUAUCCUACACGACCAACCUACCUCUAAGCACCGAUUCUACCUAGGAUUCGUGUUCAUAUUUGACUCCUUAUUCGUGGUUAUAGAAGGUUACUAGAACUAAGUAUGCCGAAACGUUCACCUUCUUUCUGGAAGUCGAGGUAUAUCGGCAACGUCAAUCAGAAGACAGCGACGUAUUCAUUGUUCGCCUCAUCUCUCCCCCCGUUUAUGCACCGAGCGGUGCAACUAUCGAGGCCCGAUAACGCGACAAACGUGCAACAUUCUGGAAGUUGGCAAUCGGCCGCAGCAUCGUGCCAAAAACGAACCACCGAUGCGUUCGAGUUUCACGGCGAUAUAUCGACCCGGUGGACUCGUACCAGUUCGGUGGUCAGUGUUCCUUGGAUACACCGCGGAUUUCGACGAUUUAAGGAGCGCUUGAGUUAUGGGUGCAACAUCGUGGCUCGUUUGUCCCCGCGUUUUAUUCGAGAACUCCCUGCCUCGAGAAUCCGACUCGGAAAAUAACCACGGAGGAAGCGUGAAAAUUAUUUGGCGGCUGUAGGAAUAUUUAUAAGUAUAUUUAGUUAGGAUUUUCGGAACAAUAAGGAAAAGAGGUGAAGGAUCGACGAGCGCAAACGAUGACCUCGACAUCGGCCAACGACAAUAUGGUCGAGAUACGGAAAUUGAACCAAUAUAUCGGAGCUGUCAUAGCGUCUCUCGGCGGUUUCGCGCUCGGCGUGGCCCUCGGCUGGAAUUCCAGCGCUGGCGAGGUGCUCAGAAACCACAUGGACGCCACGGCCACCGAAAUUGGAGUGAUCGGUGGCAUCCUAAACGCAGGAGCCGGUUUUGGGGCGAUCCUGGUGCCGUUUCUCGCGCGACGUGUCAGAAGAACGACGAUGAUGAUCGCCACGAUGCCUUUUCUCGCUGUCGGAUGGACUCUCAUCUGCUUCUCGGGAAUAAAAGUCACCAAUAACUUUCAGACCACCUGUCUGAUGGUGGGUCGAGCAAUCUGCGGGGUAUGCGGUGGCAUCUUCGCCGUCGCGACGCCCACCUACGUGGCCGAAAUCGCCGACAAGAAGAUCCGUGGCCGUCUGCUCGGUUUCUUCCAAAUUUUCGUCAACUGCGGCAUCAUGUACGCUUUCGUCGCGGCGAACGCCAUCGACGAACACGAGACCGUGUGGAGGUACAGCUCAAUUUGCGGGAUCGCGUGCUUCUCGAUCAUGCCAACGAAAUUGCUACCAGAAAGUCCCCUCUACUAUUUGUCGAGGAACGACGAGAUCAAUGCAGAAAAAUCCUUGAGAUGGUAUCGCGGCGACACUUACGAUAUCCAGCACGAGAUCAACGAAAUGAAGCAGCUGGUUAUCAUGACACGCUCGAAAAAGCUCAGCUUGAAGAUGCUGAAGAAUCGUCGAAUCCUUCGUUCUCUGGCGACGUGCUUCGGGGUGGUACUGGGCCAGCAAUUUAGCGGCGCCAAUAUGAUGAUCUUCUACGCUCUGACGCUAUUCAACACCAUGGGUUCCGGCGAGCUGACCGGAAGCGAACAGACGUUAAUCGUCGGCGCCGUUCAAAUAUUGACGUCCUUCUUAGCGGCGUUCCUUGUCGACGUUCUGGGACGUCGAAUUCUACUCUCUGUGUCCACGUUGCUUAUGGGAUUAUUUCUGAUACUGUUAGGCUGGUUCUUCAGUUUACGCGACAUGGACCCCGAGUAUGACGAUAUCUACUUUUGGAUGGCGCCUACGUGGAUCAUCCUCUUCUUCGCAUCGUUCAAUCUGGGCUUGGGUCCCAUUUCCUGGUCCGUGCUGGGAGACGUACUCCCAGCGGAAGUGAGGAUAUCGGGAGCAGCUGUAGCAUUGGUCCUAGGUUGGCUGGUGUCGCUGUUGGCUACCCUGACGUUCGACGAAAUGUUCGUUACCCUAGGCACCGCGAAGCUCAUGUGGCUCUCCGCAGCCAUAUGCUGGCUCGUCUCUCUGUUCUGCGCCAUCGUGGCCAAGGAUACCACCGGGAAAAGCCUCGCCGAGGUCCAGGAGGACUUUGGCAUCGAGCUCAACAGAGGCUUAGAGGAGACCUGAUGGCUACUUGCGAAUUCAACGGAUAAUUGGGCUUUCUAUCGACGGGACUUAGUUUCUGCUGCCUUGGCUCGAGCGAAGGCUUACCCCGGAAUGCACCUCAUCGAUUGGUCGAGCAAUUUAGGGGGGAAAAAUUUUGGUGCAAUCGUUUCGCCACAGGGCUGAGCGUUACAUCUUUUAUCAUAUUAUUCUCUCUAUUUAUUUUUACUGUCUGAAUUAUUUUUUCAAAUGUCUCUAAUGUCAACAUUUUUCGAACGAACAUUGCGGAUUACGAAGACUAAGGCACCGCAUCGUGGAGAAAUCUCGAGUGACGCGAAAUAAAUUUCCACCGUUUUUCUUUUCCUUGUCAAAUAGCGAAUCGUAAACCGCGCAAAUCGGCAGGGCUACGUAUCGUUGUUUCGAUCGGCAUUGUAUCGUAAACCGACCAAACAAAUAUUUGCUUGUUUAUUUCGAAUGGGAACACGCGUAUUGUCGGAUUUGGCUCUCGAGUUCACUCGAUACGCUUCAUUUUCACUUACCUCUCUGUUCCCCUCUGGAACGAGAACGGGAGUGAAAUUCGAAUAAUUGUAAUUAUUGCAGAACUUACGCAAAUUAACGAUAUUAAACCGAAUUAUUAUAAGGUAACAAGCAACGGUGAAUAACGAAAUCGUAACAAGUUCUCCUAAUUGUAACGGGAAAUGGAAUCGCAUAAAUGAUCCAUAGCUUUCGUGUAUCAAUUAAUCAUUGAUAAUAUUAUAGAAAUAGAAUAGGUUAGAUAUGGCGUUCAAAGACGUUCUAUUAAUGUUCGAUCCUUGUCGGAGUUCGCCUUUAUACUUUCAAUGGGUUAACGAGAAUACCUGUGGGUCUCGAUAUCAGAUGCAACGCGUACAUUCGCUGGCCUCGCGCCAAAAAAUGCCACGAAGAUACGCAGACGUAUUUUGUUCCGAGGUUGAUAUAUGGCGAACAGAUGCACCAUCGUUUCGUCCAACCUUUUGACGAAAAUAACACAACGAAGGCGAUCGGCCGAGUCGGGGAACGAUUUCAUUAAGAACCCAGUUUAUAUUUACUUCGCUGGUCGUGAUGACAACAAUAAAAAUAUAUUCGAAUCUGCCGUCAUCGAGAAAUAAAAAUCGCACAGAACGGCGUGCUUCAACAAACGGCCAUGAUAAUUACACGUACACAGAAGAAAUCCCAAACUCCGUCAGCGCGUUAACCGCGUUCGUUAAGCUAAAUAUUGUUUCCCGAUUUCAACUGAAAUUUGCAUGAAAUCCCGUGCACGACGUGAAUUUCAAUGUCUGCGCGCGUAUCCAUAUUUCAACAGAUUCUGGUGAUCUCGUUCAUCUUGUAUUCACCGUUUGAGGCUCGUUUAUUAACAAAACUGACACGAGCAAUAGCACGCGAAACGUUUAACAAAUUACGUAAACAUUCAAUUAAUAGUUAUUUUAAGUCCCACGGAUGUAGCGCGAAUAUUUAUUCUAACGUUGGUUAAUUAUUUCUUCCCCUAAAAUUUAUUAAUAAAAGAAUAAUAAAUAUAUGAAACAAUACAAAAUUUAUUUGUAAGAAUCAAACCCAUCGCUUAAUUAAGACGAAUUCCUUCAAUAAACACAGAGGGUACGAAUAUUUACUGGAAUGACUGUAAAUGACUGUAACGAAAGACACAAUAUGACCUUCUCACCCCCGCAAGCACGUGCUGUGUUUGUCUAUUCGAAACCCAACGCCCCAAACCCCCGCUACUAACCGCUGCAAGUGUAAUUUCCACCCCCAUUUCAGCUGAAUACCGUGGUCUAACCAAGCUCACCCUCGACACUAAUAUAAUUUAAAUCCGGCACAGAGGUAAUCCAGACCUACUCCAACGCUCGUAUCUAGCCUACAGCUGAGCAUGAUUGAUAAUAUCCCUGACCCACGAUACACGGGGCUUGAUAGUAGACGCGCAGCGAGGGUGAAUUUUAUGACUGAUAGGGGACACCAACGGGCGACCGUGAUAGUAUAAGAAUAACUGACCUAGUCUUGGCUACAGACGCGUCUCGAUCACGUACAAAAUCUCCCCCAUGUUUAGCACACCCUAAAACGAACGUAAAACCAACAUAGACCGCAGACUUUCGCACGCGUAUCGACGGAACACAGCCAGAUAGGCAUAUGCCCUUUAACUGAGUUUCGAGCGCAUCUCUCUUUAAGGGGUUUGUAGCGUCCACGCUCCGAGACGUGCUCAGCGAAACAGAAGUGAUCGACAGAUGGGGAGUCAGCAUUUCUUUACGCGUCAAGAGUACGCUUUUUUUUUCUUUUUCUAUUUUUUCUCCCCCUUUUAUGUUUACUACUCGCAUGCGUGACCCAGUUUCACGUGAAUGUGCUCGCACGCCCAUUCAUUUCGACAGCGAAUUUUCGGAUACCGUUUAACCUCGAAACGACGGAGUAGUUUCCAAAUAACGAAGUCCCGUGACAGGGUGCUAGAAUUGCGAAUGAUUAACUGCGGAAUACCUAUGGAGCGUGAAUUACAGUUGAAAAUGGGUAAAGUUAAGUCGACCAUAAAUGCACAAAUUUGUCUGCGAUAAAUGCACAGAAACCAUCUCCACCACUGGGGAUAUGUCGAAGAUUACUCGUCGCAACGCAAUGUACGUUGCAUUAAAUUGUCUCACCGACAUACCCUGGUGUUUUCGUUCCAUCCUCUUCGGAGAAUGUACGAACUCUACGAUAAACGCACAAGGUCAAUCCUGAGCUUGCGCAUUUAUAGAGACUUUACUUUACCAUUCACGGGUAAUCUUAUGAAACAACCGAGAGAAUCUCUCUCGAGGUUGACAAGUGCAGAUGUAAAUGAGACAUUCAACCUUCUCUGCGAGAUAAACGUUAACGAUUAUUAAUGUAAAUCAGGGUGCAUUGCGACAUUAAAUUUUACGAGCCUAAGCGGUGGCUACGCGGGGCUCGGUCACGUUCUCCCCUAUCUCUUGCGUUAAAUUGCGAAACUUCGCUCAUAAAAUUAAUGCCAUAAACGCGACCAUUGUGUCUACUUCGGAAUUAGGAUCCUCAGAAACUGUGGAACACAUUCCUCGAGAACUUCGUCUUUAACGCUUCCGAGGCUAUCUAAUUAAGAAUGUUUGUUGAGUUUGCCGAGAAAACGCAACCAAAGCUGCGCGCCAUGUUUCUGUAAAAUUAGUUGAACUUCAACGAAGAUUCGUACGAGUGUUAACCCUACAGUGAUGCAUUGAAGCACACACGUAUCAACUGCAGUUUUCUUUGAUAUAUGCAGAGCCGGCAUUAGGGGUGGGGGCGGUUCGCCUGGGGCGCCGAUAUAAAAAUAUAGUGAUAUUUUCUCAUUGUCUCUUCUAUGCUAUUUACUUUAACAAUUUUUACUAUCUAAAUACUUCCAUUUCUUAAAAAUUAUAACCCCCAAAUGGGCGCCAUUUCCUAACAAAAUUAAGACAUCUACGUUAUAAAAAGGACGCGGCACCAUUGAAGAUAAUUAUUUUUGUGCCAAAUCUGACUGUUGCCACGAGAAUUUUUGCGGUAGUGUUAUUCAUGUUUGCUCCGAUUUAAAAAAUUGUGCCCUGUAGGGGUUAAUUUUCUGCUUGUGAAAUCUUUCAAAAAUUUUACCGUGCGAUCGAUUUAUCGUUAGUUUUAGACGAGCUGACUCUUCUGUAUUUAACGCGUCGGCACUAUUAUCUAUUUUUAUUUAAACAUCCGCUAUUUUAUAGAUGAACGGCACGCUUAAUAAUAGCCUCUCUCCAAGCUCUAGCUUAGCUACCCUGUCUUACCUUAGACAAUAUUUUUUUUUGCAUCUCAUUAAAAUGAUGAAAAGACUGGUCUGUUAGCUUCUGUCAACAGACUGCGCCACCAUUACCAUAGCAACGCACCAUUAAACAGAUCUAAAGCUCAGCCUUCCGAGCUUUAAUAGAAAUUCGCCAUCCGUGUUGACUCGUAUCAUCUGGCGAGGAAUUAAACGUUAAUUGGACACCAUAGCUCGAUUUGCCACGCGACGAUUAAGGUCCGUAAUUACUGCCAAGAAUUUAUCAAUUUCCGGCGAAUUUGUAGACGUUUGAUAAACCUCCGUCGGGCGGUCGUCGCUGGCCGUGUUCUAGAACGCCGUUGUAAAUGUCAGUAGCUGCUUUAAAAAGCUUUCAACGCUUUGCAUAUUGUUUUCACCGUUCCGCCACCCGCACUUUCCAUCAGGAUUUUUCCGUUUAUUUUCGCAUUUCAUGAAUUUUCAACGAUACUAUUUGUUUAAUAUUGAAUUACGUCGACCGGAUGGUCAGAAAUAUCAAGCUUCAAACAAACAGAAAAAAACGUGUAAUAUUUCAAGGGAAACGUUACAUUG
Messenger RNA from Hylaeus anthracinus, 6986 nucleotides. RefSeq names its product facilitated trehalose transporter Tret1-like. The transcript is spliced from 7 exons. Gene Ontology annotation, biological process: transmembrane transport. Gene Ontology annotation, molecular function: transmembrane transporter activity. NCBI's taxonomy places the organism in Eukaryota, Metazoa, Arthropoda, Insecta, Hymenoptera, Colletidae. Gene Ontology annotation, cellular component: membrane. The record is from RefSeq and is a predicted model, not a curated record. The coding region runs from base 1274 to 2704 and encodes 476 amino acids.